Molecule: messenger RNA, 2397 nt
Organism: Hyposmocoma kahamanoa
Lineage: Eukaryota; Metazoa; Arthropoda; Insecta; Lepidoptera; Cosmopterigidae
Gene: Gk2
Product: glycerol kinase
Exons: 13
Coding region: 58-2184 (708 amino acids)
Biological process (GO): glycerol-3-phosphate biosynthetic process; glycerol metabolic process; triglyceride metabolic process
Cellular component (GO): mitochondrion
Molecular function (GO): glycerol kinase activity
Source: RefSeq, a predicted model, not a curated record
UUCCCGCGCAAUUUACUUUGUAUUUUUCAAUUAACGUUUAUGAUUUUGUGACUCAAGAUGGAUGGUGAUGAGGGCGGCGAGAUGCCCGUUAAGGACGGCAUCAAAAGGUCGUUGGUUGGCGUCAUAGAUGAUGGCACCAAGACAGUUAGAUUCGUGAUAUUCGAAGCUGAAAGUUCAGAAGAACUAGUAGCGUAUCAACUAGACAAAACGGAGAUACAGCCGCAGGAAGGAUGGUACGAACAGGACCCUAAGGAGAUCAUGCAAAAUAUUAACAAGUGCGCUGAGAACGCGUUGGAAGAGUUGUCAGAACUAGGUUAUUCUAGGGAAGACAUCGUCUCACUAGGCAUCACGAAUCAGAGAGAAACUACUAUAGCCUGGGACAAGUUCACUGGAGAACCUUUGCACCCUGCUAUAGCAUGGAACGACAUCCGUACAGUCAGCACAGUGGACGCGAUCUUGGCGAAAAUACCAGAUCAAAAUAAGAACUACUUAAAAUCCAUAAGCGGUCUUCCCAUUAGUCCAUACUUCAGUGCUUUAAAGAUGAGGUGGAUGAAAGACAAUAUUAAGAAUGUUCGACGAGCCAGUCGCGACAAAAAGCUUUUGUUUGGAACUGUUGACUCUUGGAUUGUUUGGAAUUUAACCGGCGGUCCUAACGGAGGUCUUCACAUAACCGAUGUGACCAACGCGUCAAGAACAUUGCUUAUGAACUUAGAGACUUUGAACUGGGACCCAAUGCUUUGCCGGCUGUUCGGCAUUCAUCGAGACUCGUUGCCGCAAAUCGUUAGUAGCUCCGAGAUAUACGGCCUAGUUAACGACAGCUCCGUCUUAGAUGGUAUUAGAAUAUCUGGGAUACUAGGCAAUCAGCAGUCAGCGUUAGUUGGACAAAGCUGCUUAUCUGCUGGCCAAGCGAAGAACACCUACCGCAGUGGAUGUUUCUUACUAUACAACACGGGCACAAGGCGAGUGCAAUCGACACAUGGACUUAUUACCACCGUAGCUUAUAAACUGGGACCGGAUUCACCCGCUGUUUAUGCUUUAGAAGGUUCUAUAGCGGUAGCGGGCGGCGCUAUGAAGUUUCUCAGAGACAACCUGAAACUGAUCAAAGACGUUGCGAAGGACACUGAACAAAUCGCCGGUCAAGUUUUCUCUACGGGUGAUGUCUACUUUGUACCAGCUUUCAGUGGAUUGUAUGCGCCUUAUUGGAGGAAAGAUGCUAGAGGGAUAAUCUGUGGACUAACAGCGUUCACAACUAAAAACCACAUAAUAAGAGCUGCUUUGGAAGCUGUAUGCUUUCAGACCAGGGACAUUUUGGAAGCAAUGAACAAAGACUGCGGCAUGCCGUUGUCGAAGCUUCACGUGGAUGGGAAGAUGACGUCGAACGACUUAUUGAUGCAGCUGCAGGCAGACUUGACCGGCAUUCCAGUUAUGCGCGCGCACACGCGGGACAUGGCGGCGCUGGGCGUGGCCAUGGCGGCGGGCAGCUCCGCGGGCGUGUGGAGCUGCGACGCCUGGCGCCGCCGCGCCGCCAACUGCGACACCUUCCUGCCCACCACCACGGACGACGAUCGUGACGCCCGAUACACAAAAUGGAAAAUGGCAGUGCAACGGUCCCUCGGUUGGGCUACGACCAAGAAAUCCAUCGCUAUGACAGGUCAGAGACGAAAAAAUAGCAUGCAAAUAAGCGUAGAUAAUACCAGUCGAAAGGACUCGGUGACCAGUAGAAACGACUCCGUAGUAGAACAUUUAGAACAACGAGUGAACGUCGUUGUUAACAACGAGGACUUUGUUGAAGAUCUCCUGAAUUAUUCGGUUAGAAGGUAUUCCCUGUUCUUGCCGACUCGUACGCCUAAAACUGAAAGGUCGAUUUUAGACGACGCGGAGUUCUUCAUGAGUAAGAAAGAAUGCGAUUACGGUACAUGUCAGUGUUGCCCUACGGAGAAAAAGGUGCAAACAAAUUGGGAGUCUAUUGAGGAAAUUAUUGAGAACGACCCGGAGAUUAUUUUUGACUGUGAUGACAACCCUAUUGUCGUUGAACCUGUAAAGAAAUUUGACUCUCUGUUACUCGAUUCUGGGUCCAAUAUUAUGAGCAGUGGCAUCAGUUUGACUAAGCGUAUUCAAUUGGAAAAACUGCCUGAUAUUUUUAAAACAAUUUGCAACAAGUUGUCGCAUACCUCUUUGACGUAAUCGGUUAAAUACAUACGUGGUCGUGGAUCAAUAGUAGAAAUAUUUAUUGUCGUUGUCAAACCAUAAGCAAGGCCUGCAAUCAACGGUUUCACUUAAAUUUUUUUUAGUCAACAAACAGUUACUUAUUACAAGUACGUGGUCAUCGAGUAUAUAACCAGAAAUAGAGACGAAAGAAGGGCUAUCCAUCCCUGGCAACUCAUCAUGUAAAUAGGC